ACAUAGAUAUAGGUGGACACAUAUUAUUAUAAUAAGGUAUAUAGAAACAGAAACGUAUAACCUGAUUUGUGUUAUUAGGAUUUUUGUUAACACUUAAAUAAAUCCACCUAAAUAUUUUAUGAGAAUGUGUCUACAAAAUAUAUACUUACAUAAAACAUAGUUUGACAGCCAGAAUUAUAAUACCUAUUUUAAAUAAUAAACUACCUGAAUAGAUCAAUUCUUUAUGCGACCCUCUUAUUAUCUUAAUGCCUUAAAUAGUAUUAGUGGUUUAACAAGGUUCUUUAAAAUAAAUCAUUUUUCUCCGAAUGUUCUUAUCAAGCAGUUGUCAAAAUAAAUAAAAUGACAUCAAUUGAAAAAAAAAAUUACCAACGAAAAUUUUAUCAAAUCCUUAUGACCGUGGCUUUUUUUUUGGACACAAGUCAAUAUCGUUGUAUUUCAAGAUUUGUAAUGCAAUUUUAUAUUUUUGAUUGGCUGAUAUUAGUAUUUGUGGCUGCAGCGUUUACUAUUUUGGAAGGAAACUCUAGAAUGCCUUUUGUUAUGGAAUUAAUUCAGAACAUGAUAGUUAGUAUAUAUUUCACUUUGAUUUGUGUGGUAUUUACAAUAAAAAAAGAAGCCAUUAUGUCCAAUUACAAUUGUAUACAAACCAAAUUUAUCCAAUGGUCCAACAAAAGAGCAUUGUAUCCAAAUGCGGCUUAUAAAAGAAACAUAAAAACAGUUAAAAUUAUAUCAAUACCUUUAGCAAUUUUAUCAUUGUCUAUUGCAUUUGGGCCUUUAAUAUCGACCAUAAACGAUAUGGGCAAACUGCCAUUGGACAACCGAGCACAUUUCAUCUUGUAUUGGCCUACGAUUGUUGAUACUAAUAAAUUAAGUACGUAUGGAAUCAUUUAUACACUGCAAGUCAUAUUUACUAUUAUUCUAUACAUUUCGGUAUUAUCGUUCAAUUUGGGUUUUAUGGUAUUUUUUAAUGAAUUAAUUAUCCAGUUUGAAAUGUUAUUAGAUGAAAUUAACGAUGCAUUUAAAUAUAAAAUGGAUAAACAGUUCGAAACACUUUUUAUUGAUUGUAUUCGUCACCAUCAAAUAAUUAUUAAAUUUUUAGAUGAUUUAAAGUCAUACUUCAAGUGGAUGAUCCUAAUUGAAAUAAUCGUAGUGCAAUUAAUACUAGCCAUCUUUAUUUACAAUUUAACAAAAGUAAAUGCGUCCCUUGGUUAUAAGGUGAAAAUCGCUGGUAUGUUAUUAUUUAAUUUACUCCCAAUUUGUUUUCACUGUCACGUCGGAGAAGUCGUCCUAAGCUUGCACACACGUUUGUCUAAUCACAUUUAUAACAUGACGUGGUACGACAUGCCCAACAAAAACAAGCAACUCGUCGUGAUUAUGUUUCAACGCACUCAACGAGAUCUGACAUUAAGUUCAGCUUUGUUUUCGAGCGAAAGAGCAUCCAGAUCGUUGAUUUCUAAAGUUACUAAGCAAGUGUACACAAUUCUAAACGUAUUGUUGACAACAUAAAUGAUGGUCAACAUGUUGACAUUUUAUAUAGAUAAAUGUUGGAUAAUAUGGUACCAUAACCAUGAUAUAUAUAGUCGUGUACACUGUGUAUAGUUUAGACACUAGACACAUAUAAAUGCGUUUAACUUGCAUUCACUCAUUUUAGUACUAAUAGGUAAUGACAGCACAGUUUAAUUGGUUGUUAUAAAAUAGAUGAAAAAAUAUGGUAUUAUUAUAAAUAGUUUGGUAAAUCAUAAUAUUUGUUUUUAUUUUAAUUAUUUGUGUUAUGGAUGUCUAAAAUAUAAUAACUAGUAUGACUGUAAGUCUGUAAAAGUAUCCUUAAUACUUUAGGCAUUAGCCACUAUAUAAUUACCUUACUUUUGCUUGCACUAUAAUAUAAGUAAAUUACUAGUACUAUAGUUAUUACAUCAGUACAUUGUAUUCCAAUCAACUAUCUAACUGUUAUAACAUUUUGUUAAGGCUAAAAAAAUGUUCAAAAAUCUCAUAGUUGGUUAAUUAUGCGUGUUUUAGUUCAAAGGCAAUAAAUCUGAUUGAAAUGUAUAGA
Molecule: messenger RNA, 2047 nt
Organism: Metopolophium dirhodum (rose-grain aphid)
Lineage: Eukaryota; Metazoa; Arthropoda; Insecta; Hemiptera; Aphididae
Exons: 6
Coding region: 340-1503 (387 amino acids)
Biological process (GO): detection of chemical stimulus involved in sensory perception of smell; sensory perception of smell
Cellular component (GO): plasma membrane
Molecular function (GO): odorant binding; olfactory receptor activity
Source: RefSeq, a predicted model, not a curated record